Daldinia vernicosa is the source of this 3151-nucleotide messenger RNA. RefSeq names its product secretory pathway Sec39. The coding region runs from base 99 to 2849 and encodes 916 amino acids. The transcript is spliced from 3 exons. NCBI's taxonomy places the organism in Eukaryota, Fungi, Ascomycota, Sordariomycetes, Xylariales, Hypoxylaceae. Gene Ontology annotation, biological process: retrograde vesicle-mediated transport, Golgi to endoplasmic reticulum. The record is from RefSeq and is a predicted model, not a curated record.
CUCCGUUCAACAAAGCCUCUGGCAAUAGCAAGCAUUACCCAACCUCGUUGGGUUCCCGGCUCCUCCACAAAUGAGACCAUGUAUAUAGCGCCUUGAAAAUGAUGACAAUUCCCUCUGCGCCACGCAUCGUACUCCUCGCUACGUACUUGGCUGCCAAGUCCGACAUCGAAAGCUUGACUGUGCUUGCCGCUCAGCAUAGCAAGGUCCUACGAGAGGACUUAUUACUCCGAAUACUAUUAACAUGUUUACCCGAGACCUUGCCGCCUAGCGAAUAUGUCACCCUCGUGCAGCACCUCGAGUCGGGAAGCUUGGAAACGGAUAUCGAACCGCGGGAAAUAGAUUGGUCUUCGGUGGAGGACUUGACAGACGACGAGGCCGCGAAGAAGGUCCGCAAGCUACGAUUACUUCCCCUCGCAUGGGACGGCGCGCCUAAAGAUGAAUCUCAAGAUUUCAUAUCUCUCUUUUUGAUCCAUCGUGCGCGUCGGGUCGACGAAGAGGCCGGUCUACUUGCCCAGUUGCCCGAUUUAAUAGUACCAUUCCUCGACCAUGCGCCCGCUAUUCGGACAUGGAUGGUUUCGGUCUUACUUCCCCUUCUGCGACGGAAUCACGAAUAUUACCCACACCAUCCAGCUGUUCAGACUUUGUCCGCCUUCGAGCGCAUGAACGAUCAAGCCGCAGUUGAUUUGCUACUGUCGCAAACCGGCGCAAACCAAGAAGAUCUUCCCUACGUUGGGAGGGACCUUCGUGGCUUAAUAGGUCCGUGGCUAUAUAAUGACGCGAGGUGGGCACGCGGUGAUGAGAAUGAGCGCUCUUCGGAACAAGGUCAGCUCGCGUCCUAUACCCUCUGUCCAGGAUGGGAACAUGUCCUUGAGUGGAUCGCAGCGCAAGCUUCCAAGUCGUGGAGAGUUGCAGUGAGAGCUAUAGAUCAAUGGGAUGGCCCAGGUGAUGUUGACCUGGGUGGCUAUGCUUCUAUGUGGCUAGAAGACGGUGAGCAGGGGCAUCUAGAGCAGAGAUACGCUCGUGCUGCGCUAGCUUCAGCAUAUUUGAUACCAGAAGCUUCAGUUGAAGCAUUGACCGGUGUCAACAGUAUUGUCACAAAAAUUAUGGCCUUACUAGAUCAAGACCCCUGCCCUACUUUACAAGUUGCAUCGUCUUUGCUCCCGCCUUAUACUGAUCCUAAUGGAGAACGACUUCUCUUGGCUAAGAACGCUACUUAUAUGCGCAAUGAUUUACUGGCCGAUUCAAACCCGCUUACAACACCAAAUGAGACAUCUGCACAACUCUUACAUAUCUUAACCCUCAGUGCUUUCAUCUUAACCAAAGCCGAUGCUUCUUGCACCGUCCGAAAAGCAGGAGAACUGGCUUUUCUGCAGGAUGAACAAGAACAGAAGGCAAUGGCUACGAGAUAUAUCAGUAACUUAAGUGGAAACGGUCCCAAAAGCGAUGACAAGUAUUGGAUCAGGGCGAGAAAUGAACUUUUAUGGCUUCGAGAUUGGGGUGCAGAAGAAGCUCAAGGCUCCCCCAAUACUCGGGUCCAAGGUGUCUUUAGUCAGCUAAAGAAGGAGUUUCUUGAGGUUGAAUGUCUCAAAGCCUUUUUAAACAACACUCGCUACUCCCUAGCGAGGUCUAUAUACGAAGAUGCGCCUGAGAAGCCCCUCGACAGCGACGUAUUACGAGAUAAUAUCGUUGCUUGCGCAAUGAAGGCCUAUGAUAGCGCAUCGAAUCCCCACCGCGGUCGUGGUGGUCUCUUGAAAUGCGACGACAUAAUACACGCAUUUCCCCAGACCCUACCAGAGACGCAUCCCGAGUCUAGAAGAAUUGAGGCUCUCUUAAGGACCACUCAUGCACUCAGCGAAUACCGCUUGACUUUGAAAAAAGGAGAGCCGUUCAUACCAAUUAUGCUUCGGGUCCAUCCAGAUCCCAUCUCCAUAAUUGGGAAGGUAUUAGAACAGAAUCCUAAGAGCUACACUCGGGUCCAGGACUUCCUUGAAAUCGGGUCCAAUAUGGUUGAUGCUGGUCUAUUAGCCCAUACUAAGCCUGGACAAUCGCACUCAAUAGCAGAACAAGCAUGGCAACGGCCAAUCAUUGAAAAUCGUAUCAUAGCUAUGUGCGUAGAUGCCGCACUUACAGAAGAUGACUUCGAGACAGCAUAUUCAUACGUAGUCAACCGCCUAGCCGCGAACAAUAACGGUCCCUCCGCAAAGUCCGGGGUUGCCUCGAAAUCUGGCCCGGCGCCAAUAACAGAUGACUAUUCAUGGAAAGCCGCGUUGCAGGCGGGUAAGUACCGCCGGACAGCACGUACCAUCAAGCCCACGCACAUCGGGACAGCCAACGGGAACCUCGAUAUCCGACACCUGGAACAGAGAAUAGAGUGUCUCGCAACUGCGCUCCGCAUCGCACCGCCCGCAACUCUACAGGAGAUCCUGAAUGUAUUCCGCAAGUGCGAGGAGGAGCUCAACGCAGCGGCUAAAGCAGAAGAAGAGCAGGAAUCGGCGUGGGACGACAAAGGCGACAUAGAGGUUAUGCCUGGCGCUUUUAGCGGUACCGUACCGGCGGGCGUGGUGAGAAACGCUGCUAAGGCGUCGUCUUCGCGUCAUGUUGAGGAGGCUCCUAUGUCACUGUUCGAUCUGUCGCGCGCCAGCAUGGCCAGGGCACAGCGCAACUUAACAGCCCUGUCCAGCUUACAGCGCAGUGAGAACGCUAGAUCAGACGAGACCCGCGAAGACACGGGAGAGCCGCGGGCUAGGAAGAGAGACCAGUUGAGGGAUGUAGCGGUCGGGACGUUGGCGUCCGGUGUAGGAUGGCUAAUUGGGGCGCAGCCUGUCGAUAGGGCUGGCGAGAAGAGUUAAAUGGGACGAUGAAGUAAUGAAGCUUAGGUAGGUAUUUUAGGUGAUUCUGCUGUUGUAGCAUGGGGACAAUGAUAUCCAGUUCAAAAAGGGGUUCAUCGAUGCGAAUCCAAGAGUCUUAGUUUUAGGCAUUGUCUAACUACAGGCGAUACGUAUCAUCGUGAUAUAAUAUGUUGCUUCCCGUUUCCGGUGAUAAAUAGGGGGUGGACAUAAUUUACGAAGAGCGAAAGGAAAGACGAUUCUGAACAUGACAUGAGAUUAAGUGUGUUUAUUCCAUAUAUUCGAUACAUGUAGACGUUGCCAAU